AGCAAUGGAGCCUGAUGAAGAUGUAAAUGAAAAUUUAAAAACGCAGUUUAAGGCACUCCAAGAGCAGCAGCAGAAGAGGAUGCAAAAUCUGAUGGAGAAGAAAAAAGAAACUCAGCACAGCCUAAAGCAAAACAACAAGGAGAAUCAGGACGAGGCCUUUGGCAUCCCAGAUGCUCUCAACUUAUCGUUCUUGGCCAGCGAUGUGUCAGAUGCAGGCGUUGGCAAAAAGUUGCUUGAAAAUGAAAAUGAGCAGCUGCAGCAUCAACUUCGAGAGCUCAUGGAUGAGAACGGCAGGCUGUACAAGCUGUUGAAGGAAAGGGAUUUGGAGAUCAAGCAGCUUCACAAGAAGAUUGAGGAGGAAAGGCUGGCUCUAAUGGGGACAUCUGGCUUCUCUGGGGACGUUGCCGCUGCUAAAAUUGUGGAACUGGCCAAACAGAACCGACACAUGACGGCUGAGAUGGAAAGGGAGAAAACCAGAACGAAACAGCUGAACAACAGGAUCAGACAGUUGGAAAAAGAACUACAACUGUCGACUGUUAAGCUCCAACCCCACGGCGACAGCCCAGCUUCUCGUAAAAAGAUGGACGCCUCUCUGAGCCCAGAAAUGAAAGCUUUGCAAGAAAAAUUGUCAGCUGCCAAUCUCAAAAUGUCUGAUUAUCGCAACCAGCUCCAGACCACAAAGCAGGAACUUAAAUUGUUGCACAAGCUUUUGGCAAAUGAAGUGGGAGAAGACAUCAACGUUCAAAGUCUUUUGUCUACCCCGGGCAGCUGGCGAGGACGGGCUCAGCAGAUUCUUGUCCUGCAAGGCAAAGUUCGGGAGUUAGAAACCCAGCUGAAUCACAGCAAAAGCAGGUUAUCUGAGAAUGAUGCCAAUGAAGAACCAUUAAGCUUCACUGAGUCAAGGAAGACGUCAGCCCAGGUGAAGAACCAGCUGCGGAUCCGAAGCUUGGAAAGGGAAAAGAAAGAAGCUUUGGAGAAGCUUAUGAACCAGCAUCAGGUCCUCCAGAAGGAUCAUGAGGACCUGAAGAAGAAGCUGGAUGGGUCCAAAGCAAGGAACAAAGUCUUGUCCAAUGAGCUGAAAACUUUAAAGGAGCAAAAUUCAACCCUGCUGGACAAGGGGAAACAUGACGAUGAACUUGUUGAUGCUUUACUGAGCCAGCAGAAGGAAAUGCAGGUCAUCUUAAAGAAUCUGAGCCAGCAGGAAGAGAGGAACGCAGAGUGUCACAAGACCCUGGGGAUGCAGCUGAAUGUCGAGGUCCAGAAGCAAAGCUGCCUCAUUGAGCAGCUCAAGCGGAUGGUGGCGGACCGAGAGGCUCAGGUGAAGCAGCUUGAGGAGAUGGUCAGGCAGCUCAAGUUGCAGCAGCAGCGUCCUCCCCAACCAGAGGAAAGUGGUUCGGAUUCCAUUUCCACAUUGUCUACAGAGUCUUUAGAAGAGGCAAAUUCCACUUUCGCACCCCAGAAGGAAGACUAUAAUAGAAGUAACAGCUGUGCACGGACACUGACGAAGAUGGGACACACCCUUGUGGAUUCGGUAGCGACUUUGUUUCCAGCUGCUCACGCUCCUGGGAGGGUGUCGGAGCCUAACGAACUCGAUAUCGGGACCCUGAAGAUGCAGAUCACAGAAUACAAAGCUCUUUGUCAGGCCGCAGAAGUGGAACGGGAUCGUCUGAUAGAGCUGGUCAGCCUCCUACAGAAAAGGGUGGACGACAGCAUUGCUAAGGUUUGGGAGGCGGAGAAGAACUUUCAAGAACAGCAGCGCAAGUACAUCAGUCUAGAGCAGCAGUUUGCAAAGCUGAAAACAGAGUCGGGGAAACCGGUUGGUGCCUCAAAAGCGUACUCCAGAAACAAAGCAGCUCAGCCACCCAGCAGCACCAGGAUGAGCUGGAAUGCAGGAGAUAAGAAAGACCUCCCAUCCAUGCAACUUUCAGAAGUCCCUCUGGAGUCUCAGUUAGAGGAGCUAUCCACACAGCUCGCAAUCCAGGUGGAUGAGAACAAUGCGCUGAAGAACGCCUUGCAGGACACGGUCAGGAUCAAGGAGGAGGACUUCCGGGUGUACCAGGACACCGUGGGACAGGUGAAGGAGAUCUUCCUGCACGCUCUGAAGCAGCAGAAGCAGGAGAAGAACUAAGCCAGGCCCAACCUGGGGGCGGCCCAGUGGAGGGAGGGGGUUUCUCCCAACGUUCAGGUUUGCUCCCUCCAAGGUGACUCUUGUUUGAACACUUGCAGGAGGGAGUGAGAUACACAACAGACCUUGGUCCUGUGGAAGAAGUGGGUGGUGCUGUUUCAGGCUUUUCCCAGCUAGAGAAGCUUCGGGGCCAGCUCCUCUCGUCCAUA
Candoia aspera is the source of this 2334-nucleotide messenger RNA. It is a transcript of the gene CCDC13, whose product is annotated as coiled-coil domain containing 13. Gene Ontology annotation, biological process: non-motile cilium assembly; cytoplasmic microtubule organization. The transcript has 15 exons. Gene Ontology annotation, cellular component: centriolar satellite. The coding region runs from base 5 to 2128 and encodes 707 amino acids. The record is from RefSeq and is a predicted model, not a curated record. Lineage: Eukaryota; Metazoa; Chordata; Lepidosauria; Squamata; Candoiidae.